Messenger RNA from Prorocentrum cordatum, 2111 nucleotides. The record is from the annotation of a GenBank genome assembly. NCBI's taxonomy places the organism in Eukaryota, Dinophyceae, Prorocentrales, Prorocentraceae.
GUGGGGCGACGGCCCGAACUCUGCCGCGCGGCUCGCGGAGCUGGCGGGCCACCUUGGGCGCGGCGGGGGGCUACCUUUCCGAGGGUGCCGCUGCCUGCCUUGCCGGGGAGUUGCAGGCAGACGCCCUUCCUGGCGCCGCCGACGGGCUGCAGAAGGUGAGGGCUUGGAAGCUCCUGGUCCUCAUCUGGCGCAUGCUGCUGCGACGGACCGCGAGCACUGGAGCGCCAGGGCGGCGAGAGCUCGAAGCGCUACUGGAGCAGUUCGAGGACGGCUCCUGGGAAGCGUUGCUGGCCCCAAGCCCGCAAGGGCAGCGGCCUCCGGGAGGAGCGCGCGGCGCUGGCGACGCCGAGGCGAGGCGCCAGCGCCUCCUGGAAGACGCGGUGGUGCUGGUCAGAGCAGGGGGCCUCGGCAAGGCGCGGCAGCUGCUCGCCUCGCGCGGGCUGGCGCCGGGCACGGCGGAGACUUUGGCAGAACUGCGGGACCCCGCCCGGCGACCGCCGAGGCCCGCCGCCGACUUGCCGCCUGCCGCCCGAGCCUUCCAGCCGGCUCGGCCCGUCGAGCUCGACCGCCGCAUCUGGACCGACUGCGUCCGCUCCGCCCCGAAAGGGUCUUCCAGCUCGCUGAGCGGAGCCAGCUUUGAAUUUCUCAAGCUGGCCUUGGACGAAGACGAGACGCUCGAGCUGCAAGCUGCCGUGGCGGAGCGCUACGCGCGGGCCGAGAUCCCAGCGAGCGUUGCCCGCGCCCUGGGCACAGGCCGCAUGGCGGCGCUGCUGAAGGCCCACGACCGCGGGCUGCAGGAGGCGCUGCACGACCUCCUCGACCUCGACCCCGCGCCAGCUGAAGCAGAGAGGCUCUCCCGAGUGAGCUCGCUGCCGCUCGGCCUCGGAGGCCUUGGACUCAGGUCAGCCGCUCGCGCGGCCGAGUGCGCGUACUGGGCGUCUUGGGCGGACGCGCUCCCCAUGUUGCGACAAAGAACCCCUACAGCAGCAACGGAGCUCGCCGCCACCCUCCUCGCCGGAACAGGCGCCGCAGCCUCGUGCCUCCAGGAAGCUGGGCGCGCGAGGGCUGCCGCCGCCCGCGACGGCUUUGCGACGUGCCCAACUUGGCAGGAGGUCUGGGACGGCGCGCGCCCUGAACAGACAGAGCCAGCUCCGGGCGAGUGGAAGCACGGAUGGCAGUACCACGCCUCCGCAGCCCGAGAGCGGCGCUACAGGGAGGAGGUCGUUCUCCCGAGCCUCACAGACGACCAGCAGUGGAUGCUCGACUCGCAGGGAGGCCGCUGCGGCGGACGGCACCUGGCCCUGAUCCCCUCGACGCCAGAAAGCACGUUCACGCCUGAGCGCUUCUGGGCACUGCUCCAGAGACGGCCCCGCUUGCCGCUGGACGCCACGGCAAGCAGGUGCAACGGGCGCUCCUGCCAGGCGCCCCGCAAACAGGCCGGUCAGGGGCUCACGCCAGGCGCCCCGCACUUGGACGAGAGAGGCGACCACAGAGCAGCUUGCCCCCGCAGCGGACGCCUGCUGAAGCGCGGCGCUCCCAUCGAGCGGAUGUGGGCCCGGGUGUGCCAGGAGGCAGGAGGCCGUGUCCGCGCCAACGUGUUCCUGCGCGACAUGAACCUCCCGGGCAUUGCCGCCAACGACGGGCGCCGCAUCGAGGUGGUGGCCAACGGCCUCCCUGCCUACCACGGCAGGCAGCUCGCCAUCGACGCCUGCAUCGUGUCCCCGCUGAGGGCCACCGGCAGGCCGAUUGCGCGGAGGCUCCGCCCAGGACUCGCGCUGAAACGGGCGAGGCGCCGCAAGCAAACGACUUGCCCUGAGCUGGUGGGCUCGCGGCGGGGCUACCUGCUCGUAGCCGGAGCAGAGACGGGCGGCCGCUGGGACGAGGAGGCGUACAAGCUCCUCGUUACCCUGGCCCGCGCCCGGGCGAGGAGCGCGCCGGCGGCGCUGCGAGGAUCGCUUGCGACCGCGCUGCUGCACAGGUGGAGCGGCAUGUUGGCGUACGCCAUCCACGACGCCCUGGCCGCGAGCCUGCUCGAGGACGUGCCCUCUGAAACGCUAGCGACAGACGGGGAGAAUCCCUGGCGAGGGGACGUUCUGUCGGCGCUCCCCUGA